Molecule: messenger RNA, 2926 nt
Organism: Egretta garzetta (little egret)
Lineage: Eukaryota; Metazoa; Chordata; Aves; Pelecaniformes; Ardeidae
Gene: TMEM175
Product: transmembrane protein 175
Exons: 9
Coding region: 89-1354 (421 amino acids)
Cellular component (GO): endosome; lysosome
Molecular function (GO): proton channel activity; potassium ion leak channel activity
Source: RefSeq, a predicted model, not a curated record
GCCUGUGGCUCACACGAAAAUACAUCCCGAUCAGAAACUAGGUGAAAGUGUUCAGCAACUUCUUCUAGCGAAAAUUGCAGUCUACUUGAUGACCUUCUUAAUAGUCACAGUGGCAUGGGCAGCUCAUGUAAGGUUGUUUCAGGUGAUAGAGCUUAUAGAUGAUGUCCUCGCUCUUCUAAAUCUGGCUUGUAUGAUGAUCAUAACUUUCUUGCCGUACACAUUUUCCUUAAUGGCCUCCUUUCCAGAGGUACCUUUUGGCAUUUUCCUGUUCAGUGUCUGUGCUGUUGUCAUUGGCCUUAUACAGGCUGUGAUAGUAGCAUAUGGAUUCUAUCACCCACACUUACUGAAUCAACAGAUACAGGUGUCUGAGAAUCAGAAUUUCUAUAAACAUCAUAUCUUAAAGAUUAUCCUAAGAGGACCAAUUUUAUGCUUUUUAGCAGCCAUCUUUUCUUUUUUCUUUAUUCCUUUGUCUUAUGUACUUCUUGGUCUCGUAAUCGUUUUUCCGCAUCUCACUCGAUUCAUUACAUGGUGUAAAACCAAGAUUGUUGGUCAGAGAGAUGCAGAGGAGGAACACCAUAGCUUAGAAACCUUCACUUUUUACCUCAGUGAGCCUCUGAGUAAGGAACGGGUAGAAGCAUUCAGUGAUGGAGUCUAUGCUAUUGUCGCAACCCUGCUCAUUUUGGAUAUAUGUGAAGACAACGUCCCUGAUCCCAGGGAAGUUGAGGAGAAGUUCCAUGGCAGCCUUCUUGAAGCUUUAAGUGAAUAUGGGCCAAACUACCUUGCCUACUUUGGCUCAUUUGUGACAAUUGGUCUCCUGUGGUUUGUCCAUCACUCACUUUUCCUUUAUGUAACAAAAGCUACACGAUUAAUGGGACUGUUUAACAUACUUUCACUGGCUUUCAUUGGUGGGCUUCCACUAGCUUACCAGCUUACCAGUGAAUUUGCAGAGAAGUCUCACAAUGAAAUAGAAGCCAUCCAGGUCAGCUGUGUUAUCACUUUCUUUGCCAGCAUAUUUCAGUUUGCAAUAUGGACUACAGCCCUCCUCCAUGAAAGGGAAACAUUGCAUCCUUUUGCUAGGUACGGUGGCAAGGAGCAUGCCUUCAUGUUUGCCAAGCUGGCUCUCUACCCUUGUGUAAGCCUUGGGGCCUUCUUUCUGACAUGCUUGUUAAGUGAAUUUAGCACAGCAAUUUUCCAUCUUAUGCAGAUUGUAAUUCCAUUUGCUUUUCUUGCCUUGCGGAUUUUUGUUAGAAUUUCUUUAACUGUCAUAAAGUUUGUGAUGUCUCUCUCCAGACGGAAGGUUAUAUUGUUAGAAGAAGAGGAGGCAUGUUUGUCUCCUACUGAAACACUGUCCUAAGUUUCCGUGCAGUGCAUGUGAACUUACAAGAUGAACUUCAGUUCUUCUAAUGUUAUCUUCAUGUGUGGAUUAUAUUGAUCUAAACCAAAGCCUGCAUUGUCCGUAACUGGGGCAUAUUUAAGUUUUAGCUGGUCAUGCUUGAGACCCUUUCAUCACAACAUGUUACUGAAAAAAUUGGGUAAAUAGGGGAUACAAAGAAAAGCAUGUUCCCCUUCCUUUAGAGUUACCCUUUUGGAAAAUAUGCUGCUUGACAUGUAACUGCAGUGAUGAUUGAUUAAGAAGUGCACAAACAGAUGCCCAGCAAAAUGCCCUUUUGUGUGGCAGUCGUUAUUGCAGCCAAACACAGGUAUAGAAGCUGGUUGUGCUGCUGGAAGACAGGGAGUGAGGCUUGGAAGACAGGGAGACCUCUGGAUUUCUGGAUGGUGCAUCAUGGUAGAGCAUUUGUGCAUACAAGUUGCUGGUCUUCUCAACACUUUUUUUUUUUUUUUAUAAUGAUUACAAUGUCUCUUCUGCAUAGUCACAAACUUGUGAUAGCAUUUUGAAAACUACUUGUAUUUGAGUGGCUCUGAGCAUGAGUUUGGAUGGGAGUUGCAAUUGUUACCCAUGUGCAAUCUCUCAGGCUACCUGAACGUUAAGUUCUUCAGGCCUUUUAUAAAGGACGUAUUUAACAUAUACAGGUCCUUUUAAAAAAGGAUGUAUUUAACAAAUGAGGAUUCAUGUGGCUAUAUAUGUGAGGUUUGAACUAGCUUUGGUAUCUCCCAGGGAAGAGAUUCAAAGAGCUGGGGGACUAGAAGAGAGUUUGUUUUCAGUUCUGGAACAGCUGCUCAUCUGAUAUGAAAGGUUUGGAUUUCUCAGGCUUUUUGCAUCUUGAAAGGGACAUCCUUCUGUUACUCUGAAGGCAUGAUACUGUAUUCAGAGAGACCUUCCUGCCACGUGUAAGAGUUCCCCAUCAGAUAAGGGAGUUGAGUUUUUCCCUAAGCAGAAGCUAACCAAGGGAUCCCACAGAUCUCUUUUGAGUCUCAGCAAGACAGCAAGAAACUAACCCUCUAGAAGUUCCAGUCCAUGGCAUGUUGAAUUUUUUUACGCUUACGUGCAAUUUGAUAAGGAGUGGGCAAAGUCAUCUAGCCUCUGGCUGCCCUGGAAGCCUUUACAUUUCUUUUUGGCAGAGCCAUUAGUUUGUAUCUUGAACUGUCUUAGUGCCUGAUAACUGUAAUGCCAUAUUUAAAGGCAUUUAAGGGAUUUUGUUGUUCCUCUUAAAAAGAAUUCAAGAAUACUGUGGCAAAUGCCUGGAGUAAUUGUUAGUGAAAACAAAUGCAGAUAGCUCGUUUCAGUUGAGAUUAGUCUUGAAUGCACUUGUGCUUUUGGUUUGAAGCACUUCAGUACCAAUAGGUUAUUGUUAGUAUUACCUACUUCCUGUGAGAGAGUAUGUUCAGAUAUUCAAGGGUUUUUAUACCUGGUUGAGGUUAAAUGACUUGUAGUAGGAUUCUGCAUUGUCUUGUGUACCGCAGGGUCUUUCUUAAUAAAAGCACUUUUGGUUCUACAUGUUUUUGUUUCUAAUGUGCAGUGGGCACA